Closterium sp. Naga37s-1 is the source of this 2529-nucleotide messenger RNA. NCBI's taxonomy places the organism in Eukaryota, Viridiplantae, Streptophyta, Zygnematophyceae, Desmidiales, Closteriaceae. The record is from the annotation of a GenBank genome assembly.
AUGGCCCCUCCGACCCCAGCCCCUUACCUUUCCCAUCCGGGGAGGCCCCGCCUUUCGCGCUCCUUCCGCCAUGAUGGCCGCUCCCCCCGCAACCUCCGCCGUCCGCUCUUCCCCUCCGCCGACGCGUUUCUGCUCCUCCCCCUUGUCGCGCUCCUCCUCUCCCCCGCGCCGUUCUCCCCCGCGCCGUUCUCCCGCGCUCCAGCAUCAUCCUUCCGCGCGCCGUUCUCCCCCGCGCCACCAUUCUUCCGCGCGCCGUGGCUUUUCCCCGGAGGCGUGGCAUCCGCGCGCGCGGCGCCCAUGAGCGUGCUGGACGUGUUCCGCCCGUCGUGCCUGCUUCCGCCCGUGAGCGGACCCUCCGGUGGUACGUUCCGCACAUUAACGCCCCCCCCCCUCCCCCCAGGAUGGAGCAGGUGCAGCGAUGUGACUGUACGGGGGCCAGCCUACAGGGGUAGCAGGGACCCCCUGGGUUGCGGUCAAGAGCAGGAGGGAGGGAAUGUGACUGUGCCUCCCAACGCUCUUUCUCCCUUUCCCCUUUUUAAAAUCACGCCAGGAUGGAGUGAAUGGAGCGGGUGGAGUAGGUGGAGCGAUGUGACUGUAUGGGGGGCGGCUUUCAAGAGCAGCAGGGACCCCCCAGGGGUGCGGUCAAGGGCAGGAGGGAACGUGACUAUACCGUGUGGCAUGGCUGUCCUGCUGGACGUGGCUAAUGUGACCCUUGACACGCUACACGUGCACGGAUGGCUCAAGCUCCUAGACGAUAAGCCACGCCUGCCGCGCAUCGAGAUCCGCGCCAACUUCAUUAUAGUCACCGGGCGGCUGACGGUGGGGGAAAAGGACAAGCAGUUUGCCGCCCAGGCACUGUUCACGCUCACGCCCAACAGCGGGCGGCAGAGGAGAGAGUAUGGCUUCACGCUCUUCCCUCCGGCUGAACCCGCCUUUCCUAGGCCUCUGGGCCACAAGGUGUUUGCCGUGGUGAGUAGUGGUCGGAGAGGGCAGGUGAACUUGCCUUGCACCCUCUCCCAGGCCUGCCGUCCUUGCCAAUGUGGGUGCACUUUGCUAAGGACUCUCCAUUUUACCCCUUCCGACCCUGUCUUCCACCCUUCCCAUUCCCUCUCCCCCUUCUCUUCUCCUCCCCCACCAAGGUUGGAGGGCAGGUGGACUUACACGGUCUACCAGGCCCACCUUCCAUGCCAUUGGGAGUGUGGGUGCACUUCUAUAAAAGAGCCACCUCCUUUUCUUCUUCCUUCUCCCCCCUGUUUCUCGCAUUUACCUCUCUCCCCUUCCCCCAUCAAGGUGGGAGGGCAGGUGGACUUGCACGGCCUACCAGGCCCGCCGUCCAUGCCGGUGUGGGUGCGCUUGAAUAAGACGGCGAUCGCCGGCCAGACGGAGAUCGUGGUGGACGCUGACGUCAGCACGUGGCCGGUGGGCGGCGAGAUUGCGAUUGCGUCUACGAGUGCUAAGAUGGAUGAGGCCGAAAAGGCAGUGAUUGCAGGAGGUGAGUAUGAGUGGAGUGCGAUUCCAUUCGGAUUGGAGCAGUUUGAUGCGGGGUACCGCAUAUCGCUCACAGCCCCUUUAAAGUACUCCCAUGACGGCAAUCCCAAGGCCGUGUCGGAUGGGCUUGGAGGGGCGGUGGACUUGAGGGGGGAGGUGGGGCUGCUGCACCGGAACAUCGUGAUCUACGGGGUGCAUGAGACGGGGAAAUACGAGCUGGAAGGAGGUCACUUCAUGGUGUUCAUGACACAGACCCCUCAAUUCAUAGAGGGGGUGCAGUUCGCGUACAUGGGGCAGCAGGGCGUGCUGGGGCGAUACCCGCUGCACUUCCACGUGUGUGGGGAGGCGAAUCAGAGCCACGUCGUGCGCAAGAAUGCAAUUGUGUACAGCAAGCAGCGCUGUGUAGUCAUCCAUGCAACGAGCAACAUGACGAUCGAAGACACGGUGACGUUCGAGAGCAAGGGGCACUGCUUUCUCGUGGAGGAAGGGUCGGAGAACAACAACGUGUUUAAGAGGAACCUGGGAAUCAGCGUGCGGAAAGUGAAGGUGGUCAUCCCCUCUAAAGAGUCGUACGAUAAGCACACGGACGACAAGCCGAGCACGUUCUGGAUGGCCAACCCCAACAACGACUACAUUGAUAACGCGGCUGCUGGGUCGGAGGACUCGGGGUACUGGACGGAGCUUAAAGAGGGGAUGCGCGGUCUAUCCCAGCUCUUACCCAACGCUCGCAACAUGCACCCGAUAGAAACCAAGUUCGGCACUUACUCGGGGAAUGUGGCGCAUUCAGCCAAGUUUGGGUUCCGCUCCUACCCCCAUGGCAUGUUCCCCUACGCUCCUGGUGCCAGGGUGACGCUGUCAAAUUUCAUCAUCUAUCGGAACGAAGUUGGCAUGUUUCUGCACAUCACUCGUCUCAUGACCAUCCAAUCGUCCACAUUCAUUGACAACGGCCUAGCCAUCCACGUCAAGACGGACACAGGGGUCAUUGUGGAUCAGUGCUGGUUCAUUGGUCGCACCCAGAGCUGCCCUGCUGCAGUAAGGUAA